AUGAAGCUCAACAUUUCCUACCCGGCCAAUGGGUCGCAGAAGAUCGUCGAAAUCGACGAUGAGCGCAAGCUUCGCCCUUUCAUGGAGAAGCGCAUGGGCACCGAAAUUCCCGGCGACUCUCUCGGUGACGAAUUCAAGGGUUACCUCUUCAAGAUCACUGGUGGUAACGACAAGCAAGGUUUCCCCAUGAAGCAGGGUGUUCUCCUCCCCACCCGUACCCGUCUCCUCCUCGCCGACGGCCACAGCUGCUACCGCCCCCGCCGCACGGGUGAGCGCAAGCGCAAGUCCGUCCGUGGUGCCAUCACCGGUCUGGACCUUGCCGUCCUCGCCCUCAGCAUUGUCAAGCAGGGUGAGGGUGAGCUCCCCGGUCUCACCGACACCGUCGUUCCCAAGCGUCUCGGCCCCAAGCGCGCCACCAAGAUCCGCAGCUUCUUCGGUCUUGACAAGAAGGACGACGUCCGCAAGUUCGUCAUCCGCCGCACUGUCACCAAGGAGGGCAAGAAGGACUACACCAAGGCCCCCAAGAUCCAGCGUCUGGUUACUCCCCAGCGUCUCCAGCGCAAGCGUCACAGGAUUGCUCUCAAGCGCCGCCGCUCUGAGGCUGCUCGCGAGGCUGCCAACGACUACGCCAAGCUCCUCGCCACCCGCGUCCACGAGGAGAAGGCCAAGAAGGACGAGCUCCGCAAGCGACGGGCGUCUUCCAUGAGGAAGUAG
Messenger RNA from Aspergillus mulundensis, 714 nucleotides. Its product is annotated as 40S ribosomal protein eS6. The transcript has 5 exons. Gene Ontology annotation, biological process: translation. Gene Ontology annotation, molecular function: structural constituent of ribosome. Gene Ontology annotation, cellular component: ribosome. The record is from RefSeq and is a predicted model, not a curated record. NCBI's taxonomy places the organism in Eukaryota, Fungi, Ascomycota, Eurotiomycetes, Eurotiales, Aspergillaceae. Bases 1 to 714 code for a protein of 237 amino acids.